This is a messenger RNA of Pantherophis guttatus, 4436 nucleotides long. The record is from RefSeq and is a predicted model, not a curated record. NCBI's taxonomy places the organism in Eukaryota, Metazoa, Chordata, Lepidosauria, Squamata, Colubridae.
CUCCUCAUUGGCUGAGGAGGCCAUGGUUUGCAGACCUCAUGUCAUUGUCAGUGGCUCCGGCCUGGCAGAUUCCCCAGAGGGCAGACUCUCUCAUUCAGGGGGCAGUACUCCACCCGGAUCCUCAGUUGCUCCGGAUGACCGCCUGGAGGUUGAGCGGUGCACUCUGAGUGGGGCCAAUAUUCCCUCUGACGUUAUUCGAACCAUUCAGGCAUCACGAAGGCCGUCUACCGACCACAUUUAUUUGGCCACCUGGUGGGCCUUUUGUAAUUGGUGUGUUCGUCAAGGGGUUUCAGCCUUUUGAGCUUCGAUUGUCCAUGUACUGGUUUUCCUCCAAGACGGGCUCAACAACGGCCUUUCGCCCAAUAUGCUUUGGAGGCAAGUGGCGGCUAUAUCAUCGGUCCUCACUUGUGGUUCCCUGACCUCCUUGUCUCAGCAUCCUCUUAUUCGUAGAUUUCUGCGUGGUGCCACUAACUUGUCUCCUCCGGUGCUGCACCGGUACACCACCUGGGACUUGUUCAUUGUUCUGAAUUCCCUUACGGGUCCCCUGUACAAGCCCUUACAGACAGCUAGCCUUAGACUAUUAUCAUGUAAAGUCGCAUUUUUUAUUGCUAUCACUUCUGCAAGACGAAUCUCAGAGAUCGCCACUCUGUCUACUCGCAGUGACCUCUGCGUGUUCCAUGUGGAUCAAGUGGUUCUUCGUCUUGACCCUACCUUUAUCCCUAAUAUUAACUCACCUUUUCACCGUAUGCAGAAACUCAUCCUUCCAGACUUCUGCCCUCAUCCUGCACACCCCCUGGAACAGCAAUGGCAUAAGUUGGACGUCCGGAGGGCUCUCCGGAUUUACCUUAAGAGGACUGCUAAUUUCCGCAGAACGGAAUCUUUGUUUGUGUCGUUUCUCCCAGUCUCUUUAGGUAAUAAGGUGACUUCUUCAACGAUCGGACAAUGGAUCCGGCAGACGAUCGCUAAGGCGUAUGAACUGCGUUCCCUGCCUCGACCAACUCACCUGGCCGCGCAUUCGACCCACAGCGCGGUGACGUCAGCAGCCUGGGCCACACAGGCAUCGUUGUUGGAGAUCUGCAGGGCGGCAACUUGGACUUCCCCUUCUUUCUUUGUGCAGCACUACAAGUUGAACAAGUUCGCCUCAGCUGAGGCAGCAUUUGGACGUAGGGUGCUGCAAAGGGUUCAUACUGGGAGGGAGUCUUCGGACCAGAUGGGGCCCGCCCGUACCGAGGGACAGUGAACUUUGGGAAAAUAAAGAACUGAUUCAUUACAGCAUAUUGUGAUUAAUAUAAAGAGGUGCAGUUGGAUCGCUAUCAGCUAAAGAAUUCAUCCAGAAUAAGGACAAUUUAAACCAGCAAUUCAGCCUUUACUUUACUGAGUCAUGGGAUGUGGAACUUCUGGUACAAAAAGCCAAACAAGUAAAUCAAAAAAAGCUAUUAAAGCAACUAUCCUUAUUCAAAGAUGGUAUCGAUCUUACAUGGCCCGGCUAGAAAUGAGGCGUCGAUAUUCCCUGACUAUUUUCCAAUCAAUUGAAUAUGCAGAUGAACAAGCACAGAUGCAGCUCUCCAAAUUCUUCACGUUUAUGCUGGACCAUUUUACUCAGACCAAUAAGACAGACCCAGAAAUCAGUUCCCACUUUUUCUCUACUAGUAGUGAUUAUGCCAUAUCAAACUCAGAUCAUGCCAUGAUAGAGUAUGAAAGAAUAAUAGAAGUACCAACCUCUUAUCAUGGGCCUCAUCUUUGUUUUCCUCUCACUGUCGCUGAUACCGAAGUACUUCUUCAGGCUUUCAAAGAUCAACAGCAGCUACAUGCUAGAUAUGUGCUUCAGCUGUUUCAUGAAACCAGGAAAGUCCUUCAACAAAUGCCAAACAUCAAUCAUCUCUCAACUUCUUAUGCCAAAGAAGUAACCAUCUGUGAGUUAGCUUCAGUGGGUCUGCUUGAGGAAUGCUUUCCCACUCUGUUGGGGCCUCCACAGUCCUUUCACUCUGAUAUAGUGUGUCCAGCCUUUCUCUGCCUUCCGGACAGCUGUUUCGGACUUCAGCAGCACCUGGAAAGGUCCUUCUCACUUGAGUGUGAUUUACAUGGAAAAUUAGAUGAUCUUUUGCUGAUAUUCUACAAAAAUGGCCUUCCUUCAGAGGAAAACCCUUAUGUUUUUAACGGUGAUUUUGUUGACAGAGGGAAAAAUUCCAUGGAAAUACUUAUAAUCCUGUUUGCAUUUCUCCUUGUUUAUCCUAACCAUUUCCAUCUGAACAGAGGGAAUCAUGAGGACCACCUCAUGAAUCUUAGAUAUGGUUUCACAAAAGAAAUUAUGAAGAAGUAUAAGACCUAUGGGAAACCAAUUUUGCAUCUUCUAGAAGAUGUCUACAGCUGGCUUCCUCUUGCUACUAUUAUUGACAAUCAAGUUCUUAUUUUACAUGGUGGAAUAUCAGAUACAACAGAUUUGAAGUUCCUGAAUUCAUUCCACAGGAACAAGUUGAAGUCUUUGCUGAGGCCAGUGAAGUCAAAUAUGGAAGCAAUCUAUGAGCCACAGAAAACCAGUAUCAAUCUCACAGAAAGCAAAAAAUGCAAUUCUGGGCAAGACAUCUCCAAGAAAAAUGUAAUAAAGUCUACAUCAGCAUCCUGUGAGAGAAGACUAAAUGCCAAGGAAGUGGGUGAUAUCAAAAGCAAUCUUGAUGGCACCCAUAACAUAACCAGUACUAGCUCAUUUCAGAAUGUGCAGUGUCUUAAGCCUUACAACUUGAUUACCACAAAUGCAUCUCCAGAAUUAACAGCAAAGGAAAGGGAACAAGUGAUGGAUAUUCUCUGGAGUGAUCCUAAGCAUCAAAAUGGUUGUUUACCAAAUAAAAUUCGAGGAGGAGGUUGUUACUUUGGUCCAGAUAUUACUGCCAGAUUGUUGCAGCGUUAUAAUUUGAAAUUGCUCAUCAGGUCUCACCAGUGCAAACAGGAAGGUUAUGAGAUCAGUCAUAAUGGAAAGGUCAUCACUAUUUUUUCUGCCUCAAACUACUAUGAAGAAGGAAGCAAUCGUGGUGCCUAUAUCAAACUAAAUCCAGAUUUGAUUCCUCAUUUUGUUCAGUAUCAAGUCAGCAAAUCUACAUGUAAGCAGACACUUCAUCAGAGAGUGACUGCUAUUGAGUUUUCUGCUUUAAAGGGUUUGCGAGAGAAACUUUAUACCCACAAAUCAGACCUCAUUGCAGCUUUUACCCAUUAUGAUCCAAUUUGCACAGGAAGGAUUUCUCUUAGCCAAUGGACUUCGGCCAUGGAAUCGGUUCUGAAUCUUGACAUACCCUGGAGAACUCUCCAUUCUCGACUAGUUUGCCUGGCUUCAGAUGGAAGUGUGGAAUAUCUUUCAUGUUUUGACAAUUUAGAAAUUAUACUACCCAUCAAAGAGGUUCAACCAUAUUUGGUGGAAACUCUGUGUAGAUACAAAGCUGAUUUGGAAAUUAUCUUUAAUAUGAUUGAUCAAGACCAUUCUGGCCUUAUUUCUGCUGAUGAAUUCCGCCAAACAUGGAAACUCUUUAAUGCACAUGUGAAGAAUGAUGUGAGUGAUGAAUCCAUUGACAGUUUAGCUCGCACCAUGGAUUUUAAUAAAGACGGUAGCAUUGACUUCAAUGAAUUUCUGGAGGCUUUCCAUAUAGUACAUAAAUUUAGUUACAAUUAUCAGCUUUCUUGAAGAACCAACUAGUUGGAGAAAGCCCUUCUUCUUUAUAUAUUUAUGUUUUAUAAAACAUGGCAAAUUUGUUAAUGAGAAAUAAAAAUAUAGACUGGUCAAGAUGACUUAAGGAAUAAUGUAAGUGAUUUAAAUGAUGUCAUAUUUUAAUUUUAUUCUUUUGAAACUCUUCUUCAUAAACAGAUUUUUCUUAUACAAGUUGCAGAUAUUGUUUUUCCUAAACUGGUGUCUUCAAGUUGUAUUGAUUUUCAUCAGCUGUUCUGGGUGAUGGGAAUCACCACCGCCUAUUGCCAUUGCCCAUUCGCAGACAUAGGUGGUGAAGGGCCACGGUGAACAGGCUGCGGUGAAUGGGCAGUAGUGGCGGUGAAUGGGCAGUGGAGGCAGAGGCAGAUGUUUUCCCCCCUUGUUUUCCUCCUCUAAAGGUAAUGUGUGUCUUAUAGUCAGGAGCGUCUUAUAGUCCGAAAAAUACAGUACAUCUUAUCACUUUUAGUAUGUCCUUUUUUCUGAAUUAAGAAAACAGAUGUAGACAUGGCAGCAGUUCCUCACUGAAGAGUUUCUCCAGCCCCUGCAAGAUACUGAGAUGAACUCACUAAAGAGAGAUCUACACGUCCCAAUUAUCUUGGCACUUUAAUUGUACUCAGCAAUAGAAUCAAUGCAUUGUUCAGUUUGGCUUCCUGGAAUUACUUCUCUUAAACCCUGUUUUUCCUUGGCUGUUUUUGUGUUUUUAAAAAUGACUGUGGUUUUCAUGCACCACAAAUAAAAUAUAUUU